Molecule: messenger RNA, 1942 nt
Organism: Kogia breviceps (pygmy sperm whale)
Lineage: Eukaryota; Metazoa; Chordata; Mammalia; Artiodactyla; Physeteridae
Gene: STK32A
Product: serine/threonine kinase 32A
Biological process (GO): protein phosphorylation
Molecular function (GO): protein kinase activity; ATP binding
Source: RefSeq, a predicted model, not a curated record
AAUGAUACCAAGAAGAUGUAUGCGAUGAAGUACAUGAACAAACAAAAGUGUGUGGAGCGCAAUGAAGUGAGGAAUGUCUUCAAGGAGCUCCAGAUCAUGCAGGGGCUGGAGCAUCCUUUCCUGGUUAAUUUGUGGUACUCCUUCCAAGAUGAGGAAGACAUGUUCAUGGUGGUGGACCUCCUGCUGGGCGGGGACCUGCGUUAUCACCUGCAGCAGAAUGUCCGCUUCCAGGAAGACACUGUGAAGCUCUUCAUCUGUGAGCUGGCCAUGGCCCUUGACUACCUGCAGAGCCAGCGCAUCAUUCACAGGGAUAUGAAGCCUGACAAUAUUUUGCUUGAUGAACAUGGGCACGUGCACAUCACAGACUUCAACAUUGCUACGAUGCUACCUGUGGAGACAUGCAUCACCACCAUGGCCGGCACCAAGCCUUACAUGGCACCUGAGAUGUUCAACUCCAGAAGAGAAGGAGGUUAUUCCUUUGCUGUUGACUGGUGGUCGCUGGGAGUGACAGCAUAUGAGCUGUUGAGAGGCCGGAGACCGUAUCAUAUUCGCUCCAGUACUUCCAGCAAGGAAAUUGCACACAUGUUUGAGACGGCGCUUGUGACUUACCCUUCUGCCUGGUCACAGGAAAUGGUGUCACUUCUUAAAAAGCUUCUGGAACCGAAUCCAGACCAACGAUUUUCCCAUUUGUCCGAUGUUCAAAACUUCCCAUAUAUGAAUGAUAUGAACUGGGACGCAGUUUUGCAGAAGAGGCUCAUUCCAGGAUUUAUUCCUAACAAAGGCAGGCUGAAUUGUGACCCCACCUUUGAACUUGAAGAAAUGAUUUUGGAGUCCAAGCCUCUUCACAAGAAAAAGAAGCGCCUGGCCAAGAAGGAGAAGGAGAUGAGGAAAUGUGAUUCCUCUCAGAUGGGCCUUCUUCAAGAGCACCUUGAAACUGUCCAGAAGGAGUUCAUAAUUUUCAACAGAGAGAAAGUCAAAAAGGACUUUAAUAAAAGACAAGCCAGUCAAGCCUUGGAACAAACCAAAGACCCACAAGAAAAGGAUGGCCAGAAAAACCACCUGUGAAGUCCUCAACAUCUUCUUCUUGGGACAUUUCCACGUCAGGAAGAGCUGACAGAGACGCUCACCUCUCCACACCUCACACACCUUAGACAAUGUGACUGAAUACCUUUGGAGGGAGGCAGCAUGGUCCAGGGAAGAGUCCCCAGGCUCCUGGGAAUUAGAGUCACCACCACGUGACCUUGAGCAAGUUACUUACCCCCUUUCUCUGCUUCAGUUUUUUCAUCUAAAAUGAGAACGUAAUACUAGAUGAGCCCUCUGCUGCCUUUUCACUGCCACCAUUCUCCAUUCCGUUAUUCUAAACAGCCUCUAUUUUUAUUUUAAAAGGAAUAUUUGGACGCAGAUUUAUUUUUCCACUCCUAAUUACACUGUGACAAAUGGACAUAGGUGGGUGAUGGAGUGACUCUCUUCAGAGUUAGAAAACUUCAUAGAUUGGUCACAAUCCCCAAAUCCGACUGAAGAGGAGUAAGGAAUUCAUUCAGGAAGAAAUGAGUGGGACCAGAUUAUAAGUAACACAGAUUGAUGAGGGCCUUCCAGUGGUGUGCUGAAGUCAGAACACCGUACCAGCUUGUAUCAAUUCUAAGAGCCACUAUGCGCAUCUGUCCCAGCACCCCGUACGGUGACGUGAAGUUGAGAGUUGAAAUUGGUGAUGGUGGAAGUAUUUACAUCAUGGAAAUUGGCAGAUGCUACAAAUCAGGGCUUUCCACCCUUUCCGGCCGCCACCGCCCACCCGACCCCGGGAAGCCAGUUGUGAAAUAUUAGCACACCACUGGCCUUUUUCUAGAAGCAUGUUCCUUGAGAGCUAAUUGUCCUCUUAAGACUACCAGAGACCUGUGUCCGGAGAGCACCAGAAAAGAACAUUGUCACAUUGAAAGCACCUCCA